UGCGGAGAGCUGGCUGGGCUGGCUGGCUGGCUGCGGGGCUGCUGGAUGGAGAAGUGAUGCUGGCUACAUGGAGACUCGCGCAGCGCAGAGGCUGCGGGAAGACAAAGGCUGGCUACGGGAGCCGGAGCUCCGCUGAAGCCUCGGCGCCGCUAAACCAGGCGAAGGCAGCCCAGCCCCACCGGUAAAAAGCAUACAGAUUCAGCAGCAUGCAACAAAACCCACUUUGAUAUUAAAAGUUAGAAAUGCUCAAGUAUGGCAGACGUUGAAGAACUACUGGCAUUAUGGAUGCGGCAAAGCCAUGGCAUGACAUCCGAAAUUUAAACAGAAGCAACUUGAGGAUAGACUAUGUACUUCUGAACAAAAGGCUCUGCUGGAGAUUAUCAUUUAAUCUGCGGUUGAAUCCAUAUGGCGGAUCUGUGAAGAAAUUUGGCCUGAUCCUGCUAUCAGUAUGAAAUAACAUCUCAUCCCCAAGACAUGGAAGCUAUCAUUAGAAUGGACAAGAAAACACACCCCUCUUAAAAACUUUUCAAGGAUUUCUAUGAGCAAAUGCCAUGCUGUUAUUGUGUCAAACUUUUAAGAUCUGAAAAAUAACAUGCUGCCUCUGUCGGACCAAGUGAAGCAAGUGGCAAGAAGACAAUUGGUUCAUUCUGUUGAUUAGAAGAGCUUCAGGAACAAUGCCUUCAAAAGUCUCGUGUUUAUAUGUCUUGACAGUUGUAUGUUGGGCAAGUGCUUUGUGGUACUUAAGCAUAACACGUCCCACUUCCUCCUACACCUCAUCUUACACUGUUCACAAAACUUAUGACAGCAUCUCAAUGGCUCGAAAAAAUGUUUCCUUUGGGAACAUAAGGACUCGUCCAAUAAACCCUCAUUCAUUUGAAUUUCUCAUAAAUGAGCCAGAGAAGUGUGAGAAGAAUGCUCCCUUUUUGGUUAUUCUAAUCAGCACAACACACAAAGAGUUUGAUGCUCGGCAAGCCAUCCGGGAGACAUGGGGAGAUGAGAACAACUUCAAAGGCAUUAAGAUUUCCACUCUUUUUCUUCUGGGGAAAAACACAGACUCUGUGUUAAACCAGAUGGUUGAGCAAGAAAGUCAAAUUUUUCACGACAUCAUUGUGGAAGAUUUCAUCGACUCGUAUCAUAACCUGACCCUGAAAACGUUAAUGGGAAUGAAGUGGGUGGCCACAUUUUGUUCAAAAGCCAAGUAUAUCAUGAAAACAGACAGCGACAUUUUUGUAAAUAUGGACAACCUCAUUUACAAGUUGCUCAAACCGAACACCAAACCAAGACGAAGGUACUUUACUGGCUACGUCAUCAACGGAGGCCCCAUCAGGGAUGUCCGGAGCAAAUGGUACAUGCCUAGGGACUUGUAUCCUGACAGCAACUAUCCGCCAUUUUGCUCAGGCACAGGCUAUAUAUUUUCUGCCGAUGUGGCAGAGAUGAUUUACAAAACUUCCCUCCAUACUAGACUCCUUCAUCUUGAGGACGUGUAUGUGGGACUCUGUCUGCGGAAGCUUGGCAUCCAUCCUUUCCAAAACAGUGGCUUCAAUCACUGGAAGAUGGCCUACAGCCUGUGCAGAUACCGGCGUGUUAUUACGGUACAUCAAAUAUCCCCUGAGGAAAUGCACAGGAUUUGGAAUGAUAUGUCCAGCAAGAAGCAUCUCAGAUGUUAAGACUUUUUGAGAUGUAAAUACUUUGGUUCUUGUUAUAUGAAUAGAGAGCAAACAGACAAUGGGGUGUUCACUUCUAGGAGGAAAAACCUUCAUAAUAAUUUGGGUUUGGCUGGUCUUCCCAGCUAUAACUUCUGGUUUACAAACUGCAGGUCCUAACAUAAUGGUGUUAUUUCAUAUCAGUCCAAACAAACAAAAGAGGCAUUUGUCUUGUCUAGUCUAUCAAGUGUAUGCAUAGGAAGAUGAGCGUAACAAGCAUACCAUAAAAAUUCAUUCCCAUUAGAAAGUCAGAAAGGAACCCUUCUCUAAGGCGAUGGUGGAUCAUUGGUUCUGAGGAAAAUUCAUCCUCACUGAAAUUAAUUUUAAAAAAUGCAAACUGAAAUGGUGCCAUGAUAGACUUCUAUUCCAAAUUAGAUGCCAAUUUAGCCUCAAAGUGUAGUUAGCACUUAGCACUUAGACUUAUAUACUGCUUCACAGUGCUUUACAGUCCUCUCUAAGCGGUUUACAGAGUCAGCCUAUCACCCCCAACAAUCUGGGUCCUCAUUUUACCCACUUCGGAAGGAUGGAAGGCUGAGAGUCAGCCUUGAGCCAGUGAGAUUUGAGCGGCUGAACUGCAGCUAGCAGUCAGCUGAAGUAGCCUGCAGUACUGCACUCUAACCACCUCGGCUCUUAUAGUUGUCAGGAUAAAGUUUUUGCUAUGACAGGAUUCAGAAUGAAUCUUUGCAGAUUUCCAUCCAUGCAUCAUUCCUUCCGAUGACCCUACCAUUUCCCCCUAAAUUCAGACAUGAGUAACAGCUGAACUAAUAAAUGGACUGUAGCUAAAAGUAAUUUGUUUUAAAAGGUACUGUUUUAUAUAUAGAACCAUUUCAGUGUUUGAACACAAGCCUUUUGGAUCCCUAUCUCCUCAUUUAAAAACCCUACUUCCACUUAGCAAAAGUAGGCCCUAUUGAAAUCAACUGGACCUCCUUUGAUUAACUAUAAAUAGUAUGGACAAACCAACAACCGCUGGAACAGUGCCAGAGACCAAAGGAAAUGUCUAAUUUUCCCCAGUAAGAUUGGAGAGAGAUUGACUUCAGAAUAGGAAACCUGAGGUUGGAUCCUUCUUAACUGUCAUUGUAAAUAACAUCCAAGACCAGCUGAUCAAAACUCUUGGAAAUCUUAGACAAGAUUUUUAAAGGAGUUUUAAAGGAGUUGGUCCAUGAAGUGUAGCAAGGGACAAUAGAACCUAUAUUCUUUACCACUACUUUCCAUCCUGUGGAAGAGGGAAUUUAAAAAUACGUUGAUACAAACAUCUUUCUCUCUUUCCUACUGUUUUUAAAAGCAUGGAGAUCACAUACUCUUCACAGUUGGGUAGGCUAACCAGUUGGGUAGGCUGCCCCAAUUUAAAAUAUUCUCCAGAUUGUAGUAAUAUAUAAUUUUCUUCAUUGUAACAACCUUGCCAAAUGCAAGACCUACUCCUUGCCAUCUAUAAACGAAGGUGUCAAAAGGUAUUGGUAAUAAUGUCAAGUUAGUGAUGAAGAGAUGUUUGAAACCUCACAUGUGUUUAAAGGGGGAAAUUGCUAAAUGCUGUCAUUACUUCCCUUUUAACAAUUGAAGUACUUGCUUUUAAUGUUGUUUACUAAUUGAAAAUCAACGGUGCCAUUUUAUUUGCAGGAAUAGUGUUUAAAAAAUCAGUAGAAAUGCCGCAUAACUAAGGAAGGAAUUAACGUUACUGUGAUGUAACCAAAUGCUAAUAAACAAUAUGUGUAAUUAUGGAUUGGAAGAUAAGAAAGUUCACAGCCAAAAUUCUGAAUGGAACACUGUUAAAAACAUAGUUUAUUGCAACAUCUAUGGAGAUUCUCAGUCACCCAGGUCAUGGUUGUCCCAAAGGUGCUUUUUUCAAGAGGCAACUGGAGUUUUAGGUUUUUCUUUGAAGAUGUUUCACUUCUCAUCCAAGAAGCUUCUUCAGCUCUGACUGGAUGGACCAGAAAGUCCACUUACCUCUUGAAAAAAAGUAUCUUUGGGACAGUUUAUUGCAACACUUUGUUUUUUAAGGAGCUCAUGUGUAUUUUUGAUUAUAAAGAAUGCCCACUGGAAUUAUAGAUCUGUCUGCUGUAAAGAAGAGUGGGGGAGGGAACUAAAAGCUUCAUGAGUUAAAUAGGAAAUUAUUUAUUUCUCAUUUGUGCCCUUCCAAAUGGCUUUAUCAAUAGUAACAUUUGAAAUCGACAAGCAUCACAAUUCGACAGACGUGCUGGUAUUUUAUUCAUUUACAAUACAAAACUCCAUUUGACAUUAUGGACAGUGGUAAUGCAUAGUAUUUUAAAAGCCAAAAGAUACCAUGUUUAUGGACCCCAAGUUCAGUUUGGUGACUGACUUAUUCUCCAAAGCACCAGAGGGGCAGGACAAGAAGUAACAUGUGGUAGAAGCUUAUUACAGAGUGAUCCAACCUAGAAGUAAGGAGAAAUGUUCUGACAGUGACAGCAAUAACUCAUUGGAACAGCUGGCCUCCUGGGGUUGCAGUAUUCCAUUACUGGAGAUCUUCAAAAAUAGAGUGGACAACCAUUUGACCGGGAUAGUAUAAGGAUAUUGUUUAUCCAUCGAUUGGGUAGCCUUUGAACAUUUCCUUCUUUGGCUAUCCAAAUUAUUGAUGGCAACUCAGACUUUGCCAGUCAACUUGUUUCAAAGGGAAGGCAACAGGACAUUAUACUAACUCUUUGAAUCCUCUCUACUGUAGUCACUUCUUUCCCUUCCCAUAUACCUAAUGUGGUGAUUUUAAUCAGAAUGAAUAAGAGGACUAAUUCCUUGAGAUGAGUAGAAAGCCGCAGUGACUGAAUGCAUCCUGAACCAUAAGACCUCUUUUAAGUACCCUUUGUUCGAUUUUUGGGACAUCUUACUCCAUUAGACUGAUAGCAUCUUCUUGAACAGGCUUACAAUAUGAUUGGAUUAAAUCAUAAUUCAUGAAUACCGGAGAUGUCUAAGAACACCUUCAUUAAUACCUACUAAGUUCCCAACCCUCCUUGACAUAUACGCAUGUCUAGGAAUGCUUUAGAGCCCAGCACAAGCCUAUACACUCCCAUAUUUUGUUCCAUCGUAU
This is a messenger RNA of Ahaetulla prasina, 4737 nucleotides long. RefSeq names its product beta-1,3-galactosyltransferase 1 (gene B3GALT1). The record is from RefSeq and is a predicted model, not a curated record. Lineage: Eukaryota; Metazoa; Chordata; Lepidosauria; Squamata; Colubridae. Gene Ontology annotation, cellular component: membrane. Gene Ontology annotation, molecular function: N-acetyl-beta-D-glucosaminide beta-(1,3)-galactosyltransferase activity. The transcript is spliced from 4 exons. The coding region runs from base 675 to 1667 and encodes 330 amino acids.